ACUGAGUAGCAGAUUUCAUUUUUACUUCGUUCUCUUCCCUGGUGCCAUGAUAACGCAUAGUAGCAUACCGCAAAAUGCUUAAAGCCGUUUGCACUUCUUUGACAUUGUGGCGAGAAUGACGACACAUCACGGCAAUAAUAUUAGAUUUUAGCGGAUGUGCGAUAACGCAACCGUCGGUACUCGUUGAUCUCAGCCUUGGGCAAUAUCCUUAUGAGAGCCUGUUUUUCAUUUUUAGUGUAAAAGUUUGCAACUGUAUAUCAACAAUAAAAGCUAACGUGAGCGUCGCAAAAACACCGUCUGCCAUGGCAGAUUCUUCUUCCGUGCUUGCGGUGACGACAAUUGCAAAGAUUCCCGAACUAAUUCCGUGGAAAUGGAGCACCGGGAAAAGCAUGGCCUUGACAUCCGAGCACCUCAUUACAGUGUGCGACCAGGGUGAUCUCUGGUCCAACCCCAGUCUGUCCUUCAUCAAUAUGGCCGGUUCACAGCCACAUGUAACCCGCACAGACUUUAAACGGCACCGUGUGCAGGACCGUAUCGUCAAUGCCGCCCGUAGUCCAAACGGGGAAUUCUGCCUCGUUCAGGAUGCUGCCAAGUUACUACGGGUGCUCAGCCUGGAGGACGAGAUGUUUACCGUGGCAUCGGUAGAUUUCGCUGCAUGGAUAGAUGACACGUGCUUUGCCGUUCUUACGGAGAAAGAUAUAAACCAUAUGGAUACGAGGACCUGGAAAGUCGGUUGGAUGUGUUCUCGUACAGAGGUGACAGCCAGGAGCUACACCGUCACCGAUUACCAAAUGAGUCGCUCAAGACAAUGGUCAUUUCUGGCAGCGGUUAAGCUUGAUGUGGAUCAAGCAACAGGUCUUGUGGAGGUGUGGCACACGGAGGCCAAAUUUUGCCGAACCAUUGCCGGAUUUGCGGCUGUUUUCGUGCCCCCACUAUCGACUAACAACCGAGACGCUAUCUUGGUCGCCGACACCGCCAUCACCAACAACAUGCACCGUGUGCUCAUUAAGUAUCGCCCGCUUGCGUAUUCUCAGCUUUCUGUUGAUGCGGGAGCCACCAAAACCUUUACUCUGGAGAUAGAUUACUCCGAGGGCGGAAACGGACUGACUAGGGAUGUUCCAAUUGCCAUAACGCCACAUCCCAUGGACGAUCUUCCUCUGGCAUUUGUCACCACAAAAAUGGGAUAUGUUCAUUUGGUUGAUUAUCGGAAUAUGUGCCAUUUGGGGUCCAAAAAGUUAACUGAUGAGCAGAACACCUUGUGUGCUGCGCGCAGCGCGUGCUCUUUUGGAGGCUCGGUGAUCCUUACCAGUGAAGGAACAAUAUUUGGAGUUAAUGUUUCCUUUGACCAUUUGAUAACGACUCUGCUAAACAACAAUCUGUCAAUGGAAGCCGGGAAGUACGCAAUACGGUUAAAUGUUCCCAUGGAGAACGAAACGUUUAUGCGCGUAGUCCCCGCUGUAGGCGGCAUGACGCUGGACUUUGCGACCUUUUGCGGCUUCCUCAGGCUAAACGCGGUUCAUUUGUCGGCCGAUCAGGCCGUCCAGGUGUUUAAAUGGGCGGUUGAUGUGGCUCCAUCCAUUCCCCAUCACUUCAUGCUACUCGGUCAUCUCGCGAUGGAGCUGUGCGACAAAAUCGGUUUGGACAGUUUGAUCCCUCUGUUCGAGCACGGGGCUAGCAAUGAAUGCCUGUUUGUCUUUCUCAAGUCCCUGUCAACGAAGAAUAUGCCGGAAAUCCCUUUAUUAAAACUUGUCAAAGUGGCUUUUAAACAUGGCAUCAUACAAAUUCUGGAGCUCCAUUUUAUUGCAAACCAGAGCAAGUUGCACCCGGAUGCCGUACUAGAUUGCUUGCUGUCUGAAAUUGUGGAACCCGGUGUACAGUCUGUCGUGGAUGAAUUUGUGGAGAAGUUCUGCAUUAAGUACUGCCUUAUCGUGAAACUCGUUACAUACAAAAUAAGCAAUGGACGACCCGUGCGACUGGACGCUAUACUUGAAAAGUUGCCGAAAAAGGAAUCUAAGAAGCAAUUGUGUCUUGUCAUCGACGUUCUUCUAAAUACUGUUGACGCUAAUCUGGCUUCGCUGGAGGUUAAGCACGAUCUUAGACUUACUGUAGACAUGUUGCAAGCCGCCUAUCCCGACGUCCUUCGGUCGCUGGAUGAGGAUGCAAAGUGGGCAGCAAAGAUCGGCUUCCUGGAAUAUCUCACGGGAAAGGGCAUUCCCGAUGAAACCAUUCAUUCUCAGCUAGUGAAGCUGUACAUUGAAACCAUGGAAGAAGGCGAAGAUUUGGAUCGCAUUCUUAGGAGCAAUAAACUGUACGAUGCCGCGGCUGUUGGACAGUGGUGUGAACAAAACAGGUGGCUAACUAAAGCGCUGAUGGUCUACGAGCAACGACAGCUUAGUGAUGAUUUUAUCCGGAUAAGCGACUACCUGGAGGAAUUUCGGCGUCAGUUUGACUACUUGUUAAAGCUACGCAGUAAAGUCCUCUGGGAACGGGUCUUGACUCCGUUUAACGAACGACGCUGGCACUUGGUUAACAUAAUGAUGGACCGAUUUGAAGACGGUUACAAGGCAUCUGCUGACGAUUUUGAACAACUUGCCGUGCUCAUUGAAGCUCUUUCCGAAACUGAUUUGAUAUCGGAAGCCCAGGCAUUUAUUCACAAACUACUGAUCGAAGCUGUCAGUACGGAACACAUCAGGUUCCUACAACAGCAUGCCGUUCGCUGUUUAUUGAAGAGUGGAUACCCAGCAGAGGAAUUUCGACAACGGUUCGAUGAGAGUCUAGACACGUAUGAUCCAUGCACAGUAGCAGAAGUGCUCGUUCAAGGCGGAAUGUUGCGGUUGGCCAAAGACAUACUGGUCAAGGGAAAAUGCUGGAAAGAAGCAGCACAGUUGGUUGUGGCUCACAAGGAUGAAGACCUCGGUGAUAUCAAAGAACUGGCAUUCCAAAGUCGCGAUCCGGAUCUCAUGUCGACUGUUGGCGAAAGUUAUCUGGCAUCAGGCAAACUGGCUCCAGCAUUGCAAUAUCUUGUGGAAGCUGGACGAUUUACGAAGUAUAAGCUCGUCUGCUCGAUGGUACCGCUGGACAACAAUUUUGACGAAUGGGAACUGCUCAUACGUUUCUUGGAGGGUGCACUUACCAUCACCAAAGACCCCUCGCUCUCGGUGACCCUAGCUCUGGCAUAUGGGAAAACCAACCGCAUGCACGAUCUGCAGAAGCUCAGUAAAAAGCAAUAUGAACUCUCCACCGUCACUUGUUUACGGCCAGAAUGUGUGCUCUGUUAUUAUAUAGUGACUAGUGAAGGCGGAUCGAGGGGAGCGCAAGACGUCAACUGCUGUCGUAUCUGUGAGGAUCAUCCAAAGGAUGUGACAUUCGCUCCGUGCGGCCAUAUGGUGGCGUGUAUGGGUUGUGCCCAAGAACUGAGCGUGUGCCCCAUAUGUCGCCGACCAAUCGACUUAAAAAUCAAAACAUUUAGUUCCUAAUGCCAUCAUUUCCACCGUAUGUAUCACAUACAACAUACUUAGUGGGCGUAAUCCGACUACCCGAUUAAUAUCUGAACAGUGAUCGUAAGUUCUGCUUGUGCCAUUGCUUAUACCACCGAUACCGGACGCAAAGGUCAUUAGCAUGCUGAUGUUACAGCAAAACUGUGGAAAUGUUACAAUCGCUGCUUGUUUCAACGAUGUAAGCUUUCAUGCGUUAGAACAAUGCAGUACACUGGUUUUACUGGUCUACAAUGUUUAGUAGAUUUCUUGGCCGCCGACUCGUCAGGUGAUGUCAGCCAUGAUUAGUUUACAAUAAUACUCUAUUAAAAAAAUA
Molecule: messenger RNA, 3810 nt
Organism: Paramacrobiotus metropolitanus
Lineage: Eukaryota; Metazoa; Tardigrada; Eutardigrada; Parachela; Macrobiotidae
Product: clathrin heavy chain 1-like
Exons: 15
Coding region: 303-3476 (1057 amino acids)
Biological process (GO): intracellular protein transport; receptor-mediated endocytosis
Cellular component (GO): clathrin complex; clathrin coat of trans-Golgi network vesicle; clathrin coat of coated pit
Molecular function (GO): structural molecule activity; clathrin light chain binding
Source: RefSeq, a predicted model, not a curated record